AGGACAACCAAGAUGCCUUCAGCAUUGAGGAGAAAGUUCUUCUCAUCUUCAAUUGACCCGCAAGAGGGCAGCUCCAGCUCUGCUUCUACUUCGGAGUUAGGAACCGCAGAAAUGCAUCUCCAGGAUCCGGAAAGAUAUGCCUCCCAUGGAGAAUCAAAGCUUGCACAGCAUGAAGUGACAGCCGACCAGGCCAGCGAAGAGGUUCCUAACGAGGAUGCCCAAGCUGGUGUCACACAAGCCGAGGCCAUCACACUGUCGUGGACCAAGAGCUCUAUGAUCGCGACAUAUGCACUGAUGUGGUCUAUCUACUGCGUAAACGCUUUCCAAUCCAACAUCACUAACAACCUCUCGCCAUUCAUCACCUCUGGCUUCGAAGCGCAUUCCUUGCUCCCCGUCAUUUCCAUCAUCUCCUCCAUCAUGGGAGCCGCGACGUACAUGCCUCUUGCCAAGGUGCUCAACUUGUGGGAUCGUACCGUUGGUCUUUUGAUCAUGCUUGUGUUCUUCCUUCUUGGAUUGAUCUUGUCAGCAACUUCCAAUGGCAUUGGAACUUACUGCGCAGCUCAGGUCUUCUAUGCCAUUGGAUCUGCUGGUCUCAUCUUCUGUGUCGAUGUUGUCACCAUUGAUACUUCGACACUGCGCAGCAGAGGUCUGGCAUAUGCCCUCACUUCAUCGCCAUUCAUCAUCACUGCCUACGCCGGUCCUGCAGCUGCCCAGCAAUUUCACGAGACCAACUGGCGCUGGGGAUACGGAACAUUCUGUAUCGUUCUUCCUUGCGUUGUCCUCCCUUUCUUCGGUCUGCUGCGCUACUUCCGCUCCAAGGCCAAGAAGAAUGGACUACUCAAGCCAAAGGCCGCAAGUGGCAGAACUUUCAAGCAGAGUGUUUGGUACUAUGUCAUCGAGUUCGAUGUGCUUGGUGUCUUUCUUUUGACUGCUGGUCUCGCCCUCUUCCUGCUGCCAUUUACCAUUGCAGGUUCAGCUGAAGAUGACUGGAAGACCCCUCACAUCAUCGUCAUGCUUGUUAUCGGAUUCUGCUGCUUGAUUGCCUUUGCUUUGGCAGAGCGCUUCCUCGCCCCUGUUCCUUUCCUUCCUUGGGAGCUUCUUGCCAACAGAACCGUCAUUGGCGCCUGCUUGAUCGACGCUACCUACCAGAUUUCUUACUACUGCUGGUACGACUUCUUCACUUCUUACCUCCAGGUAGUGUUCGGAACAAGUGUUAGCACUGCCGGUUACAUUGGCAGCAUCUUCGACGUCGUUUCUGGUGUAUGGCUCUUCUGUGUUGGUUUCGCAAUCAAGGGCACUAAUCGUUUCCGUUGGUUGCUCUGGGUUGCCGUCCCUCUUUACAUCCUCGGCAUUGGUUUGAUGAUCUACUUCCGCCAGCCUGGCUUCUCUGUCGGUUACACAAUCAUGUGCCAAGUGUUCAUCGCUUUCGCUGGUGGUACCAUGAUCAUUUGCCAACAGGUUGCUGUUCUUUCUGCAUCUGACCACAACAAUGCUGCUGCUGCACUCGCUUUCCUCAACGUCUUUGGUAACAUUGGUGGUGGUAUCGGUGGCAGUAUCUCUGGUGCUGUGUGGCAACACACUUUGCCCAAUGCUCUGCAGAAGUACCUCCCUGCUGAGGCACUCCCUGACUGGGAGACCAUCUACGAGGAUCUGGAAACCCAACUCAGCUACCCCAUGGGUGAUCCUAUCCGCGAUGCCAUCAUCAAAGCCUACGCAGUUGCUCAAAGCAGAAUGUUGAUUGCCGGCACUUGCAUCAUGGCAACCUCUCUUGUUUGGAUGUUCAUCAUCAAGGACGUCAAGCUUACAAAGACUCAGACCAAGGGUGUCUUGUUCUGA
Aureobasidium musti is the source of this 1836-nucleotide messenger RNA. Lineage: Eukaryota; Fungi; Ascomycota; Dothideomycetes; Dothideales; Saccotheciaceae. The record is from the annotation of a GenBank genome assembly.